AUGGCCAUAUUGUCUCUCUGUAACAGGAAAAAGGAGGAGAUAUGGAAACCAAAAGAUCAGAAAUCUGGGGGAGUAAAACAGGGCAGUUCGUCUAAGAUACAGAAGGAAAUUACUUUAGUUACACCAGAGUCUGAUACUGGUUUGGGAGCUAAACAGGCUGAUGGCAUCUUGGAGAGUCCUAAUGCUCAUUUGAAGUCAACUAAUGAUGACGUUGUAACUACUCAUAUAUCCAAGACAGAUCAGGAAAAGGAGAAUCGGAGCUCAUCGAACAUCAAUGUCGAUCAUGAGGAUGUUUGGGUAACACCUAAGAGAGUGGGUGGGGUGAAGAAGUUGGCUCAUAAAGGUCAGAACAAAUUGAAAAACACUUAUGAUGUGUUACAAGAUAAGAGAUUAGAGGGUUUGAAAAUGGAUGAUAAUUCAGUUGGUUUGGGUGCUUUUCUUGAGACCAAAUUAAGGGGAGGAAAAGUGGAGGAUAUGAUGAGGAGCUAUUUUAAUGGUUGGAGCUUUUAUAAAGGGAUUGUUAAUGAAGGUAGAAUUUUACUGGUGUGGAAAAGUAAUAUGCUGGUUGUGGAUAUAAUUCAAGAUAGUGACCAAUUCAUUCAUACUCUUAUUAAAGAGGUCAGGUCUGAUAGGAAGUACUGUGUUACUUUUGUUUAUGGCAGAAAUACUAUUCAGGAAAGAAGUCAAUUAUGGAGUGAUUUAUCGUGUCUUCAGUUUCUUGCUGCUGCUUGGUUAUUGACAGGGGAUUUCAACUCAGUUUUUGAUGGUGAUGAUAGGCUUGGGGGUCGUCCUAUGACUGCAACUGAAAUGACUGAUGCUCAAAGUUGGAAAGCUUUAGAUCAUUGUUACUAUCUCAUUAAGACUUUACAGGAGGUGAUUUCUGGGUUUAAGCCUUUUAGAUUUUUUAACAUGUGGAUUGAACAUGCUAAAUUCAAGAAUACUGUCAUUGAUUGUUGGAACAAACCUAUUAAUGCUCAUGGGCUUGAUAAAGUUGCUAAGGAGAGGUAUAAUCAGGCUCAAACUCAAUGUCAGCAAGCUCCUGAUAUUGCUGUGUUUCAAACUGAAGAACAGACAACAUUUAAUAUGUUGGUUCAACAGUAUAUAGUUUAUGACAGUUACCUUCGACAAAGAAGCAAAGUGAAUUGGCUUAGAUUUGGAGAUGAUAAUACGGCUUAUUUGCACGCUUGUUUGAAGCAACAAAAGGAAACAAAUCGUAUAACCUCCUUUGUCACUGAAACUGGGCAAAUAGUUGAGAAUUAUGAAGAGUUGGCCUUAAUAAAAUCAUUUUCUAGGAAGGAUGUUAAAAAUGCUAUGUUUAGCAUUGGUUCAAUCAAGAGUCUGGGGCCGGAUGGGUAUGGUUCGGGUUUCUUUAAAGCAAUGUGGAAUGAGAUUGGUGAUGACAUUUCAGAUGCCAUUUUAGGUUUCUUCCAGCAAGGUUCACUUCCUAAAGGUCUAAAUAAUGCUUUGUUGACAUUGAUUCCUAAAGUUUCAAAUCCUACUAAGGCAGUGGAAGUUCAGGGUUGUUUUACUGGGAGGAAGGGGCUUAGACAAGGGAACCCGAUUUCCCCUUUGUUGCUUGUGCUUAUCAUGGAAUACUUUGCUAGAUUUCUCAUCCAAGCUACUCAGAAUAAAGAUUUUAAGUUUCAUCCUAGAUGCAAAAAGCUGAGUUUGGUGAGCUUAUGCUUUGCGGAUGAUUUAGUGCUUUUUUGCAAGGGUAACAACACUUCAGUUCAGGUUAUUCAAGCUUGUUUUAAGUCUUUUAGUGCUGUUUCUGGUUUAACAACAAAUUUGGAGAAAUCGAGAGUUUAUUUUGGUGGUCUAUCUAAGAAAGAAACCAGAGAUAUAUUGAAGGAGCUUCAGUAUGCUGAAGGUGAAUUCCCUCUCAAGUACCUUGGUGUUCCUUUAAGACCUACAAAGUGGAAAGCAGGGGACUAUGAUAACAUAAUAAAGAAGAUAAAAUUGAAGCUUUAUCAUUGGUCUAACAGACACUUAUCCUUUGCUGGAAAAUCUCAGUUGAUACAUUCUGUGCUUUUGGGGAUUAGAGCCUUUUGGAUGAGUAUCUUCCUUCUCCCUAAGAAAGUUAUUGUUGAAAUUGAUCAUCUUUGCAGGAAGUUUCUGUGGGGUACUAAUAGUAGGAAUGAUAACAGGAGUAAGUUGCAUCUCACAGCUUGGGAUCAAGUGUGUCUUCCUAAACAGUUGGGGGGUGUUGGCUUUAAGGAAGGAGUUAAAUGGAAUAUGGUUUUACUCGCUAAAUAUAUAUGGGAUGUUUCUUCUAAACAGGAUAUUCUUUGGGUUAAGUGGAUUGAUGCCAUUUAUCUUAAAGGACAGUCUAUUUGGGAUUAUAAGCUUCAAUCAGAUGUGAGCUGGUAUUGGCGUAAACUCAUUAAGCUAUCAACUGUCAUCAAUUCUGAGAUAUUGAUCAAAGCAACAGUGAGGAACAAAUUGAAUACCAGUAAAUUGUAUGGUCAGUUGGUUCACAAGGAUAGAGUUCAUUAUGUUCAUGUUGUUUGGUGUAAUUUGACUUUGCCCAAGCAUCGGUUUAUCCUUUGGCAAGCUACUUUGAGGCAUUUACUAACUAGAGACAACUUGCUAAAGUGUCACUUACAACUGCCUUCUGACUUGUGCCCUACUUGUGAAUUGCAGCAAGAAUGCCAUGAUCAUCUUUUCUUUCAAUGUCAAUUCUCCCAAAUGGUGAGACAUAGAGUUGCUGAAUGGCUGAACUGUGAUGUUUGGCCUGUCCAGUACCAGGGCUGGAUUGAGUGGAUGAAGGGGAAACCGAAAGGGAUUCAGCAAAAGAUUCUAGCUGCUGGUUUAGCAGCUGCGGUUUAUUUGAUCUGGUGGAAUAGGAAUCAUUGCUUGUAUAAUCUUUGUUCUUUAUCUGUGAACUCAGUUAUUUCUUUGUUGCAAAAGAGCUUAUUUGCUAGAAUUAAAAAUCUGCCUAGUUCUAAGCUAACUAGUAAGGAUGUAAUUUUUCUUGAGAGAAUUAAUCUCUUGUAA
This is a messenger RNA of Humulus lupulus (European hop), 2997 nucleotides long. RefSeq lists its product as uncharacterized. The transcript is spliced from 6 exons. NCBI's taxonomy places the organism in Eukaryota, Viridiplantae, Streptophyta, Magnoliopsida, Rosales, Cannabaceae. The record is from RefSeq and is a predicted model, not a curated record. Bases 1 to 2997 code for a protein of 998 amino acids.